AACCACUAUCAACAUUCAACAAGCAAGCUGCAAGCAGUUUGCAUAGAGUUUAGCAAAGGAAGCCAUCUUCACUCAUAGAAGAUCUCUAACACACCCUCAUCAUGGAGCUUGAAGAAGUCAGUCCAGUUGCCGGACCGUCAAAGAAGCACAAAAAACACAAGAAGAAACACAAGCAUCGCAGGGAGUCGGACCAUGGGGACCGCGGGAUUGUUUCCCCGAAGACAUCGAUCAAGCUCAAGCUGAAAAUAGGACGGGAAACUAUGGGCACGAAAAAUGUAAUGUCGAUCAUCCAGGCACCCCCGGAUGAUGAGGUCCACCCACCACAAGGAGGAGAGAAACUUCCUAAAAAGGGCACAAACGACGAUGAUGACAUUUCUGACGAGGAGAAGUGGCUGGAUGCGUUGGAGAAAGGGACUCUGGAUAGCUACGGAGAGCUGAGCAAAAAGGAUCCAGCGUUACUCACCACCAGACAGAGAGCUCUCCUUCACGGCAGCCAGCAGGAUGAGUUGUUGCAGCUCCCCUCGGGCUACAAGACCGUGGAGCUGACUGAUGAGCAGAAAAGACGACGGCAGGAAAAGGCCAAACGGAGGAGACAGCAGGCCAACGAAAAGAUUGAAAACGACAAGAAUGAGACGGUGAACAAACUCCUCAAGAAACAGGAGAGCAAACUGAAGAGAGCAGGAAAG
Aplysia californica (California sea hare) is the source of this 686-nucleotide messenger RNA. RefSeq names its product INO80 complex subunit B. Gene Ontology annotation, biological process: chromatin remodeling. Gene Ontology annotation, cellular component: Ino80 complex. Lineage: Eukaryota; Metazoa; Mollusca; Gastropoda; Aplysiida; Aplysiidae. The record is from RefSeq and is a predicted model, not a curated record.